Molecule: messenger RNA, 2057 nt
Organism: Coturnix japonica (Japanese quail)
Lineage: Eukaryota; Metazoa; Chordata; Aves; Galliformes; Phasianidae
Source: RefSeq, a predicted model, not a curated record
UACUUAUUUAUCAAUACAGAUUCUGUACCAGUGCGAAUCAAUCCUAAGUUUAACCACAGAAAAUAGAGAUUAUUAACAAAGGUAUGAGAGAGUGCUCAGAUCCUCACAGCUUAUUAAAGAGAACAGCUUGUUCUUAAUGUUGCUGAGGAAUCAGCUGCCUGUAAUCACUUCAGUGACUGAAGUUCUAUUGUGUCUCUAAGUGAGAGAUCCACGUCUGUCAGUGUGGAUGUGACUAUAUCGAUGUGGGGUAUUUUGUUACUGAGGAACAAACUGAUCAGCCAUUAAAGUAUAUAUACUUUUAUACUUUUUAUAUACUUUUUAAAUAUACUUUUUAUUUUUUAUAUAUUUUAUUAUAUAUAUAUAUUAUUUUUCUUUUUUUUAAAUUUUUUUAUAUACUUUUAUAGGCUGAAACUAAUAGUGUCUCUGUGAACAGACUUAAAGAACGGCCAUUUCUGUGUUUCUCUCGGAAUCUUUUGUGUGUUAACACAUGAGGAACCAGCUGUGUGUGUGUGUCAGCUCUUGUUGUAACUGUGCUGAUGGAUGUGAGUUCCUCGCACUGCCCAGGUCUGGUCAGCACUGCUCGGAUGUCUGGCAUUUAUAAGCGGGUAUUUUAACACUUUUCCGCGAUAUCUGUGCUACAAGUAGUGGCAGACUCAGCACAAUGGUGCUGGCAGCGCUCUGUGCUGUGCCCGGAUGCAGGCGGCGUUGUGCAGGACUCGGGUUCUGCGCACUCCCCGUUUCGUGUCGGCCGGUAGCGGAAGCGGGGCGCUGUGUUCCGGGUGUUCCGGUGGCGAUGCCGCUGGUGGUGCUGUGCGGGCCGCCGGGCAGCGGCAAGAGCCGGCGUGCGGCCGAGCUGCGGGACGCGCUGGGCGGAGCUGAGCGCCGGGCUCACGUCGUGUCCGAGGCGGGGGGCGGCCGGGCCGAGCUGCGGGCCGAGGUGGAGCGGCUGCUGAGCCGGCGCGACGUGGUGAUCGUGGACGCGAGCAACGAGCUGCGCAGCGUCCGCUACGAGCUGUACUGCGCGGCGCGGCAGGCGGGCACGGCGCGCUGCCUGCUGCUCUGCCACGGCCCCGCCGGGCCGCCGUUCGAGGCCCCGGACCCGCGGAACCGCUGGGACCGGCCGCUGUUCACCGUGCGCGGCGAUGACCCGCUGCCGCUGGCCGACAUCCGCGCCGCCAUCUUCGGCAGCGCCCCGCCGCCCCCGCACCGCGCCACGCGCUGCCAGCCCCUGCAGUCCGCGGAGUUCCUGCACCGCAUGGACCGCAGCACGCACGACGUGGUCAGCGCCAUCGUGGCCGCGCAGAGGGACGGGGCGCAGCCGGGAGACGUGGUGCGUGUGCCCGGCGUGGAGCAGGGGCUGGUGCUGCCGCGGGCCGUCGGCAUGGCCGAGCUGAGCCGGCUGCGCAGGCAGUUCAUCAGCUACACCAAGAUGCAGCACAGCGAUGAGAACAUGGCGCAGCUGGCCAGCAUGUUCCUGCAGUACCUGAGCCGCAGCAUCCAGUGACGGCGGCUCCUGACCGCUCUCCAAGUGCUCACAGCACCACAAGAAGCUGUGACCUCGUGUCACAUAGCGCAGCCCAUGGCAGUGCUGAGGAAGGCUCUCUCUGCCCGCUCUGCGUUCUACCUGUGUGUCUCUCAAAAGGGGCUUGUUGCAUCCCCACGCAGCUGAAGCCUCCUAUGGAGAUCUGCACCUCAGUACUAAAGCAAUUGAGAAUAAAUGCUGCAAAGUGAUGACCGUAAGGAGAACUCCUGCCCUCCUCAUUGCCAUGUCUGUGUCUUGAAUACAAAGACUGCUGCUCCAGGGCUGCCUCCAGAUACAUCACACUGCAGUGGGGGACUUCAGUUCCCAGUCUAGAGGAGGCUGUAUUUUUGGGACGUAACUGUUGUUAAGAAUCCUAUUGAACUCUACAAGCUCUGCACAAUAGCAGGGUGCUGGCUUAGGAAACUUAAACUUCUCAUUUCAAGUUCAUCAACAAAACACGUGCCUUAGAUGGAACAGUCCUAAUCUACCUGCAGGACUUUCAUUGAAACAACUUGCUUUGGCUUUUCUCUGCAAG